This is a messenger RNA of Phaeodactylum tricornutum CCAP 1055/1, 1263 nucleotides long. RefSeq lists its product with no specific name. NCBI's taxonomy places the organism in Eukaryota, Bacillariophyta, Bacillariophyceae, Surirellales, Neidiaceae. Gene Ontology annotation, cellular component: peroxisomal membrane. Gene Ontology annotation, molecular function: zinc ion binding. Bases 52 to 1263 code for a protein of 403 amino acids. The transcript has a single exon. Gene Ontology annotation, biological process: protein import into peroxisome matrix. The record is from RefSeq and is a predicted model, not a curated record.
UGUUGUUGGUGAUGUUGCUGACGACGUUGACGACGUACCAAACGCCACACUAUGGCUGAAUCUGAGGAUUUGAUUCCCGAGAGUCUCCUAGCGAUAGCGAAAGACUCUCGUUACGUACAGGAAUGUUGCGAGGUCGUUGUCGAGAUCUGGCAUCGUUGGUGUCCACGCCAACGUCGAGAAAAUCUAGAACGAGACGCUUGGUUCUGGAGUCUUGUGUUGUAUAUUGUCCUGGUUGUGGGAUCAAGAGGGAGGACCUUGGGGAUGGAAGCACUGGGUCUCUCAUACAUAAACAGGGAUGCAUCUCGUACUUCGUCGUCGUUUAUUUCUCGGUUCAAGUUGCUCAGUACGUCGCUCGGGCUCGUUGCUGCUGUGUAUCUUCUUCAAAGUCAAACGUCGGAAACAGACGCUACCCGUGAACGAGUCGAAAAUUUGACGGGCUCGUCACGGCGUGAUUUUUUCGAAGCCCAAAGAAGAGCGAUGAUACAACGCAGUCGGCAACCGUCUAGUGAUUCUUCCGAGACACUCGUUCGUUCACAGUCAAUGCCAAUGCCAGCUUCCCUUUUUCUUGCAGAAUGGAAACAGAAGGCGAAACAGCUUGUGCAAGGUGUGGCAAAAGCGUUAUUGCCUUACAACGACUUAACACACGGUCCGCACGACCUACCAGAUCAACACUCACAAAGCGAAAGUCCUUCUCAGACUAUUGCUACGUGGCUCAUUCGAUUUCACCUUGGUCUGUACUGCUUGAACGGCCGCUAUCCUUCCUGGCUGCAUCGGAUACUGGGUCAUCAACUGCACUCCGUCGAUCCGCAAUCUUCUCGUUUGGUGAACAAGCCGACUAGUGUUCGAAUCGUCGGCCUUUUGCUCCUGUCGCAGUCGGCAGCUGCAGCGUUGCUAGGAUUCUCCCGAGUCCUCCUUCGCUGGUGGAUCGACACCCGGGACGGCCCGUCACUCAGCACGAAUGUGCGCGGCUCGUCAAUUAAAUUUAUUGGAGCGCGACAUUCCGCUGCACACAAUCCGGGUGUUGUCGAGAGCAACACGUCGUGUGCGAUUUGUCGCCAACCCCGGCGACAUCCGGCCUGCCCCGUGACUUGCGGCCACUGCUUCUGCUGGUCCUGCCUCCAAUCUUGGAUCAUGACACGCGGUGAAUGCCCCUUGUGCCGGGUAAAGUGUACGCCCUCCCAGGUACUGGCACUGUAUCGGUACGCGCCCGCUACGCCGGGAGCGACUGUGACUAGUCGCGGCGAGUACAGCGUCAAGCGCUGA